AGAGAGAGAGAGAAAAAGAAGAGAGAAAGAUUUGAUCCUUUUUAUUAUUAUUAUUAUCUUACUUUGAGAGGGAAAAGAAAUGCAAUUUAAGAAGCAACUACUCUAUUCUUGUUGGAAAUAACAAAGUGCAUACCAAACCAAACCUUCCUAAAAGACAUUGAAGAGUGAGAAAGUACACUGCUUCUCCUGACUAUUAAACAAACAAAAGAUCAAUUGCCUCAUCUCCUCUUCCUCUAGUCUUACUUAUAUAUAGAGAGAAAAACAGAGACAAAUUAAUUUCUCACAUAGAAAAAUUUCAAGAAGAUGUUUGCAGCUGAAAAUGGACUCAAAGGAGAUUCUAGGCUUCAGGGCAUUUCUCAAGCCAUUAGAGUUGUUCCUGAUUUCCCAAAACCAGGAAUAAUGUUUCAGGAUAUUACAACUUUGUUGUUGAAUCAUAAGGUAUUUAAAGACACAGUGGACAUAUUUGUUGAUAGGUACAAAGACAUGGACAUCUCUGUUGUUGCUGGAAUUGAAGCUAGAGGGUUCAUGUUUGGUCCAUCUGUAGCUCUAGCCAUUGGUGCAAAGUUUGUUCCUUUACGCAAGCCAGGAAAAUUGCCAGGUAAGGUAAUUGCAGAAUCAUAUGAACUGGAGUAUGGGAAAGAUUGUUUGGAGAUGCAUGUUGGAGCUGUACAGCAAGGGGACAAAGCAGUCAUACUUGACGAUUUGGUAGCUACCGGUGGAACGCUCUCUGCUGCAAUUAAACUUCUAGAACGGAUGGGGGCUGAAGUGGUUGAAUGUGGUUGCGUUAUCGGAGUGCCAGAGGUCAAGGUGUUUUUUAUCACUUCAUUUUAUUGGAACAAGCAUGAUCAGGGGUCAAAGCAGGCUAAAGGGAAAGCCCCUCUAUAUUCUUGUGGAACCGCGGGAACUAGAAGAUUUUUGAUGAGAUAUGUGAAUCCUUAGGUUGAUCUCUAUCAAGAAGAGAUGAUGCCGAUGAGAAAAAUCACAGCUGUUUGGUUGACCGAUGCUCAAAUUUUGGUUUCCAUUUAUCAUUUAUUGGCCAUUUCUCUUUUUUUUUUUUUUUUUCAUAUGGUUCUUUCAGUUUCAUGAUUAGUUGAAUUUCAUUGUUAUUGUAAAAGCUGACUAAAAAUGUGCCAUGACAGAAGCUGGGUUUGACCAUUCGUUGUUCUAUCUAAUUUACUUAAUGCGAUUCAUUUUAAAAAAAUACUCAGCCAUAUUUUUAUUCAAUUAAAAAUUAGUUCUAGCAUU
Messenger RNA from Nicotiana attenuata, 1245 nucleotides. Its product is annotated as adenine phosphoribosyltransferase 5. The record is from RefSeq and is a predicted model, not a curated record. The coding region runs from base 304 to 939 and encodes 211 amino acids. NCBI's taxonomy places the organism in Eukaryota, Viridiplantae, Streptophyta, Magnoliopsida, Solanales, Solanaceae. Gene Ontology annotation, biological process: adenine salvage. The transcript is spliced from 8 exons. Gene Ontology annotation, molecular function: adenine phosphoribosyltransferase activity. Gene Ontology annotation, cellular component: cytosol; cytoplasm.